AUGUAUGCUCUACGGUUUACCGCAUCGUUCACGAGCCUGGUAUUCCCCGUCAUUAGCAAAUCUCUCUUUAUGAAGACAUUGGACCUUGCUUAUGGGCCACGCGGUGUGUUUGGUCAUACUAGUGCCAAUGCUUGUGUCUGCUCUUUCAUCGCGCUCGUAAACUUGUUUGGUUUUGACGACAACAUGCAUGGGCCUGUGAACUUUGGGUCCUAUGCUUCUGCAGCCCAGAAAGCAGUGCCCCAUAUCAUUCAGGAGAUGACAGUCGAUGGCCUUCAAUCGCUGGUGAUGCUUGCUAUUGUUGAGUAUCAUGUGCGGGAUCUUUUCUGGGUGUGUUACUCGUUCGACAAGGAUAUUUCUCUUAGGAUGGGCCAGCCCGCAUCCAUCAAUGACCUCGAUUGCGAUCUAUCAUUGCCUUUGGAGUAUGCUCGCCUGCAAAACUCCAACAUCCAACGGGAUGAUCUGAAACCCGACGAUCAUACACUUCCUCUUUACCCUUGGGAUCUGCGACUUUCAAAGAUCAAAUCAGAGGCCUACAAUACCCUGUACUCAGUUAACGCCAGCUUCAAAUCGGACUGUCAGAUCCUCGAGAGCAUUAGAUGCCUUGAUGCGGCGCUGGAGGAGUGGAGGCUAUCACUCGAUUCCAAGAUUCGUCCAAUGCUGUGCUUCUCGUCGGAUAUGUCGACCAAAGCAACUUUGAACACACAGGAAGUGAUACUCCGACUCGCAUAUUACCACUGUUACCAGAGUUGA
This is a messenger RNA of Penicillium robsamsonii, 750 nucleotides long. RefSeq names its product transcription factor domain-containing protein. Gene Ontology annotation, molecular function: zinc ion binding; DNA binding. The record is from RefSeq and is a predicted model, not a curated record. NCBI's taxonomy places the organism in Eukaryota, Fungi, Ascomycota, Eurotiomycetes, Eurotiales, Aspergillaceae. The transcript is spliced from 3 exons. Gene Ontology annotation, biological process: DNA-templated transcription. Bases 1 to 750 code for a protein of 249 amino acids.